Messenger RNA from Dimorphilus gyrociliatus, 1396 nucleotides. The record is from the annotation of a GenBank genome assembly. NCBI's taxonomy places the organism in Eukaryota, Metazoa, Annelida, Polychaeta, Dinophilidae.
CUUAAACUUACCUUGACCUCUAACAGGGGUCGAUCAGGCAGAGUUAAAUACUAAAUAUAUACUCUAAAAGUUGGUUAAACUAGCCUGGUACUCAUUCUGAUAAGGCGCUAGAUAUAACUGAGCGUGUUUAGCGCGUGACACUGUCUUUAGGAAGGCCAAAAACUGAAAACCAAAAUACUACUAUCGUUUCACAAGACUGGUUGGACAAAUUUGCAAAUUAGACAGCAGGAUAAUUAGGCGUACUUAUCGAGACGGGUGAACAAUACAUUUCGUCUGCUACAUCUCUUGGGGCAAGGAAUGAAAUUUACACGUGAGACUGAUAUGUAUAUGGUUAAAAGGGAUGAAAAGGUCUUUUCUCUCCUUACACGACCUUUACCGAAUAUUCCUGAUAAUGGCUAUAGAAUAAAGAUCGGUACAUGUAAUAUUUGUUUGAAUCAUCCACAAGCUUGUUUCCUUUGCACUGGUGAAAUUGUUGAUGUUGGUUCUAAUAAAAUUAACGAUACUGAGCAUUUAAACUCCAAGGUCGUUGUAUAUACUGAUUUAUGGACUAAUGAAUUUUAUCAAUACUUGUCAAUAUCUAAUAAAAAUCAACUGUUGAUAUUACCUAAGACCUUGACAAAUGAUUAUGUAACACAUUUACCUGGAUUUUUAUUAGUAUUUCCUUUAAUUAAACAUUUAUCAAGAAGAUCAAAUGUUGUUAUUAUUGGAUCAAGCUAUCUAACGAACCUAAUUUUGUUGUUAAUCCAAAAAUAUUUUAUAAAUAUUCAAAAUGCAUCUACUUUCUAUAUUAUCGACGAAAAUGCGUCUAGACUAGUGAACUUAAAAAAGACUUUUAAAUUUAUUCAAUGUAUACAUUUAGAUAAAUCGAUUUAUGAAGAAUAUAACCAAGAGAGAAUAAAUAAUAUGAUUUGUGGGAAUCAGAUUGAUAUUGUUAUUAGUUUAAUAUUUAAUAAAUAUUGCAUUGAUCAAUUAAGAGAUAGUAACAGUCAGAUUAUAAAAGAAAUAUCCUUAUGCAAAACUUAUAUUGAACAAGCGUUUAUGAAUUAUUCAGAUUCGUUGGAUUGGCUAGAUGAACACAUUCAUGAGAUUAAUUGGCCAAAUUCCGAUGAAUUUAGCUAUGAUAAACUAAUUGACUUUAAUUUAAAAAUAAUCAAGAAAGAAACAGAUGAUAUUGCGAUUCUAAAAUUUUAAAGAAUAUUAUAAACAUGAUACAAUAUAUCAAAUAUUUGGCUUUUUACUAUCAUAUACAGUAUAUUGUUUAUACAAGUAUAAAUACUAUUUAUAAAAAAGAACUGCUUAGUUAUCGACAGUUCUAUUAAUGGCUUCUUUUAAAUAUUAAUUGCAUAUAUUGAUAUAUACUUAAUAUACUAUAUGCUGUAUUUUGAGAUUUAUGAAU